UCCGGCUCCGGCGGCCUGAAAAUGCCACACACUUAGUCGACGGGCGCCUUUUUCAUCACCACCGGGGAAUCAUCUUCAUCCGAUCUUCCUCAUGGCGGAUCCUCAUUUACCGCCCCAGGCUCCCGCUGUCCAAGUUCCACUCCUCAAUUCAAACAACUACCGAGAAAACCAGGGCACUGAUCUUGACCGGGUGCUGGACCGGCUCGAGAAGUUUCUGACAUUUCUCGGAUUCAAACAGUCUUCAGCACUGAGUUUUUUGCUGUUUGUGGUGGUCGGGGUUUUGCUUCUGGUUCUGAUGCUGGAGUUUUCUCAGUGCUCCGGUUGCGAGAAGUAUCAGAUUACAAAUUUUGAGCUCGACAUUGUCGCUUCUCAGACGUGCUUGGCUACUAUUUCCCUGCUCUGCUUGUCACAUUUUCUAAGAAAAUAUGGCAUAAGGAAGUUUCUAUUUGUUGAUCGAUCCUAUGGCCAUGUGGCUUCGCUUAACGAAAAAAUUAUUUAAAUUUUAAGAGAUAAGAUUUAAAUAAGUAUAAUACUAGUAAAUAUAUGCCUUUAAAUGUU
Molecule: messenger RNA, 558 nt
Organism: Rubroshorea leprosula
Lineage: Eukaryota; Viridiplantae; Streptophyta; Magnoliopsida; Malvales; Dipterocarpaceae
Source: the annotation of a GenBank genome assembly